Molecule: messenger RNA, 393 nt
Organism: Laccaria bicolor S238N-H82
Lineage: Eukaryota; Fungi; Basidiomycota; Agaricomycetes; Agaricales; Hydnangiaceae
Exons: 1
Coding region: 1-393 (130 amino acids)
Source: RefSeq, a predicted model, not a curated record
AUGCACUGGUCGCUACCUUUUCUCUUCGCAUCCUGCGUCCUCUUGCCUACCGUCAGUGCGAUACCUGUUCCAACCCAAGUGGACUUGGGCGGUGACCCUAACGGUAUCGCUUACACCGACUCGAAUCCGAAUAAAGAACUCUGGCACGCUGGCUCAAAAAUCGUUCCUCAACCUCAACGCGGCAGUCUGGGUGCCUUGAUCUUAGGGCCUCAAAAUGUUCCCCUGGAAUUGCAAAAUGCGGAUCUGUUAGCACCCCCAACGACCGACCACGGCUCAGUGCCGAACUUCAAGUGGCCCUUUUCGCUCAGCCAUAGCAAGCUGAAGCAAGGCGGCUGGUCAAGAGAACAGAAUGGUCAGCGCCUCCUAUGCUAUGAUGUCCUCCUUCACGGCUGA